Messenger RNA from Castor canadensis (American beaver), 1783 nucleotides. It is a transcript of the gene Tapbpl, whose product is annotated as TAP binding protein like. The record is from RefSeq and is a predicted model, not a curated record. Lineage: Eukaryota; Metazoa; Chordata; Mammalia; Rodentia; Castoridae.
CAGUGGACAAGGAGAGGCUGAAAGCAGCCUCCAUGGGAAUGGAGCAGGGCUGGUGUCUGCUGCUCUGCUUGGCUCUCUCUGGAACCGGAGCUGGAACCACAGAAACGGAGGUCACAGCAGCAGAAAGGCAGUGGCGGGCAGUGGAUGUGAUCUUAGACUGCUUCUUGGUGACAGAAGGCGGGCACCCAGGGUCUUUUGUCAGCAAUGGGAACAGGGAGAAGGCCUUGCUUGUGCUGAAGCAGGUGCCAGUACUGGAUGACGGCUCUCUGGAAGGUUUCACUGAUUUCCAAGGGGACACAGUGGCCAAAGAUGAUCCACCUGUUAUCUUCGAGGCCUCAGUGGACCUAGUACAGAUUCCCCAGGCCACAGCCUUGCUCCAUGCCGACUGCAGUGGGAAGGAGGUAACCUGUGAGAUCUCCCGCUACUUUCUCCAGGCCAGACAAGAGGCCACUGUUGAGACAACAGCUUGGUACAUCACCAAUGUGCGGGUAUCCAGAGGGGGACCCAGUGUUUCCAUGGUGAUGAAGACUCUUGGGGAUGCUGAGAAUGGUGCUGACUGGCACCCCAUGCUGAACCCAUCUCUGAGCCCCCAGAGGACUGUGAAGACCACAGUGGAAUUCCAGGUGACAACAGAAACCCAAUCCCUGAAUUUCCCACUGGCGUCUUCAGCCUCCCUGCCCUGUGGCUUCACCAUGGCACCAGGCCUGGACCUCAUCAGCGUGCAAUGGCGGCUGCAGCACAAGGGCAGUGGCCACCUUGUCUACACUUGGACUAGAGGGCAGGGGCAGGCCAAGCGUAAGGGAGCUACUCUGGACCCUGAGCAGUUACACACGGCUGGGAACGCAUCCCUCACCCUGCCCGGCCUCACUGUACAGGAUGAGGGGGCCUACAUUUGCCAGAUCACCACCUCUCUGUAUCAAGCUCAAGAAAUCAUCCAGCUCAACGUUCAAGCUUCCCCUAAAGUCCAAAUGAGCAUGACAAAUGAAGCUCUGGCACCAACCCUCAUCUGCAAUGUUGCUGGCUACUAUCCUCUGGACAUGGUGGUGACAUGGAUCAGAGAAGAGCUGGAAGGAACCCCAGCCCAAGUCUCUGGUGCCUCCUACUCCAGCCUCAGGCAAAGCAUGGCAGGCACCUAUAGCAUCUCUUCCACCCUGACAGCAGAACCUGGCCCUGCAGGUGCCACUUACACUUGCAAGGUUACCCAUAUCUCCCUGAAGGAGCCCCUUGAGGCCAGCAUGAGGGUUGUCCCACGAACAGAGAGAAUGGUGUUAGGAGUCAUCUUUGCCAGCAGCCUCUUCCUUCUUGCACUGUUGUUCCUGGGGCUUCAAAGGCAGCAAGCUUCAUCACCAAGGUCUGCCAAGACUGAGGCAUUCUAGACAGCCACUCUUCAGCCUCCAAGUAAAAAGAUGCAGUAGUCACGUUCACGCAGAAGGACUUCACACUGAGGCAUGGUGCCGAGAAAGGCCUGAAGGAGGCAUCAAGUCUUGGAAUGAGGGGCACCAACCCUGGGUCUGUGCAGGCCUCUGCCUUCCUUUACUGUGUCCCUGGGCUGAUGAAUCAAGGGUGAGAACAGGAACAGGUGAGGUAACAACAGGAGGGCUGAAUGACUGAGUGGAGGUUAACACCAAAGGGUCAGAUCUGAGGUGGUGGUACAAAAAAGGAACAGGAAGAAAGGGAGAAAGGAGCAAGGAGAGGGCAACAGGGCAAAGGGCUGGGGGCUGAACCACCACUCACAAACUCUGAACUCUGGGAAAAUAAAAGCACCUGUGUCCACUGAGGCAAA